Messenger RNA from Dendroctonus ponderosae (mountain pine beetle), 2227 nucleotides. It is a transcript of the gene Hpr1, whose product is annotated as THO complex subunit 1. Gene Ontology annotation, biological process: regulation of DNA-templated transcription elongation; mRNA export from nucleus; signal transduction. The transcript is spliced from 10 exons. Lineage: Eukaryota; Metazoa; Arthropoda; Insecta; Coleoptera; Curculionidae. Gene Ontology annotation, molecular function: protein binding. Bases 143 to 2083 code for a protein of 646 amino acids. The record is from RefSeq and is a predicted model, not a curated record. Gene Ontology annotation, cellular component: THO complex part of transcription export complex.
AUAACCUAACCUAAUAAAAAUUGUCUCUGAUAUAACCUAACUUUAAUUUUCAUGCAUUCGUUUUAGCUUGCGUUGUUUUCAAAAGUGUUUUGGGGCACAUAUGAAUUGACCAUCAGAACAAUACAUAAUCAGGGCUUUGAAAAUGGCUUCAAUAAGGUGUCAGUCCACUUUCGAUGAUAUACGAUCUGAAUUUAAGAAUACUCUCAAAGCAGCAUUCGAAAAACAUAAUUAUGAAAUUCUGGAAAAGAAAGUUGCAUCGUUUAAAUCUACUGAAAUAGAUACUAAAACGCCUCUGGAUCAAGCGUUUAGAGAAGUUUUGUUGCAUCUGCUUAGCGAGGAAGCAGAUGUGACUGUUUUGAGAUCUUUUAUCCAGUUUUCAAUUGAAGCAUGCCGGAAACAUUUAACCACACCUACAAUGCCCGUUGUGCUAUUAGGCGAUAUUUUCGACACACUAACACUUGAUGUGUGUCAAAGCAUGUUCAGCUUUGUUGAAGACAAUGUACAAGUUUGGAAAGAGGAUCUUUUUUUUACUGGUUGCAAAAAUAAUUUGCUUCGUUUAUGCAACGAUCUUCUUAGACGUUUAUCGAGAACUACAGCGACCGUUUUUUGUGGAAAAAUACUGCUAUUUCUUGCAAAGUUCUUCCCAUUUUCUGAAAGAUCUGGCUUGAACAUUGUUAGCGAGUUCAACUUAGAAAACGUUACUGAAUACGGUACAGAUAAUAGCACUGAUGAUAUAGUAACCGAAAUUAUUUCCGGAGAACAAAAACACGUAAUCGACUUCCCAUUUUACUGCAAGUUUUGGAAACUGCAGGACUUUUUCAGGAAUCCAAAUCAGUGCUAUGAUAAAGUGCAAUGGAAGGUCUUUUGCACUCAUUCAAUGAACAUCCUUAACACGUUUCAAGGAAUUAAACUGGAUUAUGUGAACUCAUCAGAUCAAACAUCCAAUGUGGGCUAUUUUGCGAAAUAUUUGACUAGUCAAAAGCUACUGGAUCUUCAGCUGCAUGAUGUCAGUUUUCGAAGAUCUGUGUUGCUGCAAUUUUUGAUUGUCUUUCAAUACUUAACAUCUUCGGUUAAAUUUAAAUCAGAUACUUAUGAAUUAAAACCGGAUCAAAAGGAAUGGAUUCAAAGUGCGUGCGAAAAAGUGUACGCUUUACUGCGAGAAACCCCACCCGAUGGCGAAAACUUUGCAAAUAUUAUCAAAAACAUUCUCAAGAGAGAGGAGUUGUGGAACUCAUGGAAAAACGAUGGUUGUCCAGAAAUUAAGAAAUUAUUACCUCAAAGUGAACCCGCUGAAGCCCCAAAACCCAAAAAAGCAACUAUGCUUUUGGGUGAUUUGGUGAAAGACGCUAAUAAAGAUGGAAAGUUUUAUAUCGGCAAUACGGAACUUACCAAAUUAUGGAACAUAUGCCCCAGCAAUUUAGAUGCAUGCAAAGACCGCGAUUUUUUGCCAUCUUUAGACGACUAUUUUGCUGAUGCUGUUACUCAAGUAGAAUCGGCAAAUCCGACUAAAGAUGAUGAAAAUCUAUUAAAAGACUGCAAUUUUGGUUGGAGGGCUUUGCGAUUAUUGGCAAGACGAAGUCCCUAUUUCUUUUCGAUCAAUACUCAAAACCAUCCAUUACCAAAAUAUUUAGAGUUAAUGGUUCAUAAAAUUAAAACUCAUGAAAAACCAGGCCGACAUGAUGAAAACAGUCAGGAAGCGCAAACCGAACAAGAGAUGGAGGAAAACAUCCUAACAGAAGAACAAAACACCGAAGAUUUUAAACAAAAUGAGUACUUUGCAGAGGAGAAUAAUCCACGUCAAGAACCUACAAAAGUGAGCAAUGAUAUUCGGCAAAUUAUUGUCGAGAAAGUGGCCCCCGAAUGGGAGAAAUUAGGAACCAAAUUAGGUUAUAAAGCCGACGAAAUUGAAUGGUUCAAAAACGAAAACAAAAAACGAAUCGAUCAGGCGAAACACAUGAUGGAUCUCUGGUUUGAGGACGAUGAAGACGCCAACUUGGACAAUCUGUUGUAUAUUCUCGAAGGUUUGGAAAUGAACGAAGCGGCAGAAGCUGUGAGAAACGAGAUAAAUACAAUGACAGACUGAUAAGAGUAAGCCAUUCUAUGAAUAUUGUGUUUUAGAAUGGAGGAUUUACAGUCUAAUGCCCACUCUGUAAUUUUCAUUUUAUUAAAUAUUAAAACUAUUUUCAACAUUAAUAAAAUAUACAAAUCUGAUUUACAAUAUCAACAA